AUGUCAUCUGAGAGACUUUCUGGCCGAUUUCGGUCUCACUGGUCCCAAGUUGACCAGUCCUCUGACAAUGCUUUGGCCAUUGCGUUGCUACGCACCACGAAAUGGCAGCUUGCUGUGGUGGUCCUAUCGCAUCUAUUCGUGGUGGCUCUUACAGUCGGGCAGCCGUUCCUGAUGCUACGCCUAGUCGGGGAAUUGAGCAACGAGGAAACCGAUGGCAAAAGCUACGAGGACUUAGCAAUGCUUAGUGCUAUGCUCUUCAUUGGGAUUUCGGCGACGAGAAACAUUUGCGAGCAUUGGGUCGAUCGCAUCGUGACGUCCACUCGGGGCAUGCUCAUUGCUGCUAUAUAUGAAAAAAUGCAUCACCUUGCAGAUGACGACCUCAAGCAUAUCGAUACGGCCAGCUUAAUCAGUCAGGACGUCGAGAGCAUCGAGCAGGUUAUCACACUAGCUUAUGAGGUCAUAUGGUGUAUCAGUCAUGCUUUAGCUGGCAUAUGGGCUUCUUACACAUUCAUCGGCUCGGCCGCAUUUUUCGUUUUAUUGCCUCCUUUAGCUAUAUACUUCAGUACUCUAGUAACUUUGCCGAUUCUCGACAAAGCUAAGGCUGAAUGGUGUGAAGCAGUGGAGCGACGAGGCUUACUGACCGCCAAUAUUCUUGCUCAGCUGAAAAGUAUCAAGGCUAUGGGGCUGUGCAGGUCCAUUUCAAGUCAUAUUAAGGAAGAGCGUGUAUUGGAGACAAAAGCUGCUUUACGCGAGCGUCAAGCCACUCUUUGGACUUUUGUGUACACGGCGAGUACAUGGGCCAUGUCCCCUGGAGCCGCUUUCGCGGGAACCUAUUUUUGGACAAGGGCGAGGAGCCCCAUGUCGACUGCGGAAGCUUUCGCUAUUUCUUGUGCACUUGAAAUUGCAUGCUACCCUCUGACUAUGAUGAACAUAUGGUCCUAUUCUCAAGCAAGUCAAUAUAAGAAUCCCAAGAAGCACUCUAGCGAUAAUAUGGGGCCCUAUCAGCUGUGCCAGGAGCUCUUUAUUCCAGAUUGCACUAUUCUUGAAACCAUUUUGGGCACCCUUGACCUCAUUGCUGGUCAUUAUAGAGCUGUCCUUAAUGCCUGCGCGCUGGAUGGAGAUCUCGCUAUACUACCAGAGAGUGAUCGAACUAGAACCGGGGCCAACGGGUGCAAUCUGAGCGUCGGACUGCGUCAGAAACUGAGUCUUGCCCGUGCCUUAUAUGCCCAGAACGAGAUGAUGAUCCUUGACGACAUAUUCAGUGGCCUAGACCCUGAUACGGCAGGUACGAUAUUCCAUCGAGCUUUUGGUCCUGGGGGCAUGGUUCGACAAUGGAACUGCACAGUCAUCAUGACAACCAAUCGCCUCGAGCUGUUAGACUAUGCAGAUCACGUGUAUCAGUUUACUAGGGACGGACGAGUCGAAAAGCAGGAGAGUUCGUCGAAUGGGUCUUCUUCGGCUGGUUUUACCGGCAGCAAUUAUGGCUCAGUUGCCACCUCUUCAGCCUGCGCCGAUGUAGAUGAAACGGAGACCACUGAUGACACGAACGACAGUGUUGCCACGGAAACCUUGGACACUGAGCCACCGCUCCCGCGGUUUGUGCAAGAAACUGAUAGAGCCUCGGCGAAGAAUGACGGUACAAUUGGGGAUAUUCCACUCUAUGCACAGGCCUUGGCCUCGGCUGGAUGGUCUCGAAUCGCCUGUUGGCUCUCCUUGUUGUUCAUAUCCUCAAUGGGCCAGUUCAUGCCAACAAUUUACGUCCAAACUUGGUUCGCAAGAUCACCCGGCAAUCCAGUUUUUGUCGCUGGGUAUGCCGGAUUUUGUGUUUUCUGUGUUUUUAUGAACGUCAUAAAUUCCGUAUUCUACUGUACAUUUGUGCUUCCUGAGCCCGUCACAGAGUUGCAUAAGAGGCUCUUGCAGACCAUCAUGAGUGCGAUGCCACAGUACCUUGACGGAGUUGAUGGCAGCCUUCUGCUACACAGGCUGGGCCCAGACUUCUCUUAUAAAACGCACAGACUAGGAGUCCUUGCAAAUCAAACUAUAUUUAAUCUGUCUGAUUUCUUGGUAGAGAUCGUCCUCAUUGCUUCAGGGUCACUUUCUCCUGUCCGAACGGCAGUUUCCAUGCUGGUCUCUUACGGUGCCAUAGAAGUCACCGAUAUCAUCGCGGGUGCUACAGCUGUCGUCCUUGUCAGGGCACUCCCUUCUAGCCGCGAGACUGUGUCGACUCUUGCUACGGGGCUUGCCUUACAUUACCUCCUCAACAAUAAUAUUUCGGCGUCCCGGCACAUCAAACUCGUCACAUCGUUUAUCUUAAGCCUGUCCUCGGUGCGUCAUAUUGACGACUUUAUGACGGGCACGCCCCAGGAGCAAGAUGUUGCUGCUGAGCAUGCACUUCCUGAAGUCUGGCCUAGUGCCGGUAAACUAGAGUUCAAUGCUCUGACUGCAUACUAUAAAAAUAGUGACGGAAUGACACACACAGCUCUAAACAACAUCACUCUAACCAUUCGAGCGGGGCAGAAAAUCGGGAUCGUAGGGAGUACUGGAAGCGGCAAAUCGACUUUCUUGUCAUCUAUACUUCGUAUAGUGGAGCAGACAGGAAGCAUCAGUAUCGACAGGCUUAAUACCCGGACCGUUCCGCUCGAGUUUCUUCGCUCUCAAAUUACGACUAUAACUCAAGACGGCCUUCGACUCGACACAAGUCUUCGAUUUAGCCUAUACCCAUAUAGCGGGUCGCAACCAUCCGACAAAGACAUCUUCAGCGCGUCCCAGAUGCAGCUCGUAUAUCUCGCGCGUGCGAUUCUGCACCAUUCCACGACAAACAGCAAGAUCGUGCUGAUUAAUGAGACGACUAGCGCUAUAGCUGCCGAGGCUGAGGAAGAGUUUCAGGGACUUAUUGAUGACUUUUUUAAUGAUUGCACCUUGCUUAUGGUUUCGCAGUCUACCCAUGUUUUAAAUAGCGCUGAUUUGCUCCUGCACUUUGAUGGUAGUAUACUAGACAGGAACGGUGAAGAUGUCGCAGGAGCCGUCGGCCCCUUCAUUCAGCGACCGGGUCGCCAUAACUCAGCCGCUCCAACCCUGGCCAACUGA
Molecule: messenger RNA, 3087 nt
Organism: Akanthomyces muscarius
Lineage: Eukaryota; Fungi; Ascomycota; Sordariomycetes; Hypocreales; Cordycipitaceae
Exons: 20
Coding region: 1-3087 (1028 amino acids)
Biological process (GO): transmembrane transport
Cellular component (GO): membrane
Molecular function (GO): ATP hydrolysis activity; ABC-type transporter activity; ATP binding
Source: RefSeq, a predicted model, not a curated record